Molecule: messenger RNA, 1455 nt
Organism: Caenorhabditis elegans
Lineage: Eukaryota; Metazoa; Nematoda; Chromadorea; Rhabditida; Rhabditidae
Gene: C16A11.10
Product: Protein kinase domain-containing protein
Exons: 7
Coding region: 1-1158 (385 amino acids)
Molecular function (GO): transferase activity; kinase activity; protein serine/threonine kinase activity
Source: RefSeq, marked reviewed
AUGAAACGCACCAGAGCGCCAAAAGAACAAAAUCCAUCAGAAAUCAAAAAAAUCCGUCGAAAAUCGGAAACGGAUAAUGAAAAUGUCGCAGGCAACCGAGAAAAUCUUCCCAAAAAUCCGAUCCUCACAAGUUCUGGAGCACAGCUCAAAAUUAUUGCGAAACUUGGCGAAGGAGUUUUUGGAGCUGUUUAUAAGGUCGUAGAUCAUUCUAAUAAAAAAUAUGCUGUGAAGCUAUUCAAAGAAGAGCACAGUGAAGUUGGCGAACAAUCGUGGGCUCGAGAAACUGCGAUUAUGAAAGCAGUAACUGCUAUCAAUAGUGCAAAUUUAAUACGAAUGGAGGAUAGCUGGAGAAUAAAUGAAUCGGUUCCAAACGGAUUUCUUAAAAUAGCGAUUAGUUUUGAGUUAAAAGGACGGUCAGUGUUCGAAGUGAUGGAUUCCACGAAAGGAAAAAUGCCGGCGGGAAGCGAAAUUUCAUUUGAAAUUAACGCGAUUCGAGUUAUGGGAAAACAGUUGCUGGAGGCGAUGGAGAAGCUGGAAUCUGUGAAAAUUGUGCACUUGGACCUGAAGCCCGAAAACAUUUGCUUCUCCUCGUCCUGUACCUUCAAGACUACUGUAACUGGAAAUGUGUGCUUUAUUCAGCCAUCGAUAUUCCACGUGUGUGUGGUGGAUUUCGGAAAUGCUCGGACGAUUCGUCAGGAUAAGCCGCCAAAAUAUGCACUUGUCCAGACUCAAAACUACAGAGCACCUGAAAUCUUCUUGGGACUUCCGUUUUCAGUGAAAUCGGAUAUCUGGUCGUUUGGUUGUAUUCUUAGUGAGCUCUACACUGGCGACCUGCUCUUUUACGGAAAUUCGAAAAGUGACACGGAAGAGCUUCAAUUCGAAUUAAUGCAGAUGAUUGUUCAACAACCUCCGUCGUGUGCCAUGUUGAGAGAAGCCGAAAAAAUCAAAAGCACAAAAAUUCGGAUUGAAAACGGCAAUGUGUACAUGAAGCGGAAAUCGAAAUCAUCGUUUGAGCCGCCAAAGCCGCUUCAUAAGCAACGACGUCCAAAGGAUUUAGAAGCGAUUCCACUAUUCGACCUUCUUGAAUGUAUUCUCAUCGUCGACCCGUCAAGGCGCCCAUCAUUACGUGACAUUUCUUCGAGAACAUUUUUCAAAUAAUUUUUAUCGAUUUUUUUUUUAAUGUUCCUUCGUAUUCAUCCGUAUUCACAUUACCCUUCUGAACUUCCUACGGUUUUUUCCCAGUUAGAAAUUCCUUUUUCCACGGGAAUUUCUACUGCUUUAUCCCUCUUUUUCUCGUAUUCUCUGCAAUUUCCAUUAUGUUUUUUUGUUAUUUUUACGGUGGUUUUUUUUUGUUUCUCCCGUAUUUCCUGCAAACAUCAUUUUUCUGUUUUUUUUUUCGUCUUUUUUAUUAGCACGAGCUGUCAAAUAAUAUUAAUAAAUUUUUUUUUCGCUUUU